Ornithodoros turicata is the source of this 5225-nucleotide messenger RNA. RefSeq lists its product as uncharacterized. Lineage: Eukaryota; Metazoa; Arthropoda; Arachnida; Ixodida; Argasidae. The coding region runs from base 212 to 4414 and encodes 1400 amino acids. The transcript is spliced from 35 exons. The record is from RefSeq and is a predicted model, not a curated record.
CUGUUUUGUGUUGAAUUUACUCUCAAAUGUGCUUCGAACCUAGCAGAUGAGAUCGUGCGUUCGCUCCGGAGUGCAGGCGGCCCAGUUGUGAAUUUCUGCUUUGAACUACGCGUUGCCCAUACAGUAUAAUUAAUUUUGAACAAAUUACCAGUUGGCUGGCCUUAUGUCCCACAUGUGCAUCGCAUGGGGUAGACAGUGACAACCUGCCGUAAUGGGCGAGGAAGUCCCGACCGUUUCAUCCCCUGCGGAUUACUGCGGUCUCCUCGGCGCCCAUUCGUCGGAAGAGGACUCGUUUGAGGGGGAAGGCCUGGAGGAGGUGACGGUACCCACUCCGGACCCACCCCCCGAAGAGACCCUGCUGACCCGCCUGGUGGACCUUUGCAGUAGAGGGGAGAAGGAAAAGGAGGAAGGCAAGGUGCCCCUGUCGCGUCUCAUGGAAGUCAUGGAGACCGGCCGCAUGACGUACACGGUGCAGGAAAUGAGUGUCCUCAGCAAAGUGUACGAGGCACUGGCAAGUGAAAGCAAGAGGAACGGCCUCGUCAACUCCAAGGGAGACUUGGAGGUCAUCGUGGACAUACGGAACUCUCAAGUCCUGCGGGACCUCCUCAACCAUUAUCAGCAGAACGGGGAUCAGCUAGAUCUGUGGGAACCUAGUCUUUCAACAUUUCUCGACACCAGUAAGUCCCCUAAGAGCAUGCCCGAAACGGUUGAUAACCCUUCUACUAACGGUGUUGGGUGUGCUUCGUCUGACAGUUCUUCUUCAGCAGGAAUCUUAACAUCUCUGGAGUUAUCCCUCUUCAGCUACGGGAGCAGGGAAGGGAUUGCCGGAGACUUCCUAGAAACAGAAGACAUAGAGAAAGAAGCAGAACAGCUUCGACAUUCCAAUCGCAAGCUGACGGACGAGAAGGCACAGUUGGAGAAGCAGGUGACGUUGACAGAUGAGAUGAACCAGCAGCUCAUGCACGAGAAUAAGAAACUUCUUGGCAAUGUACAAGGCAUGCAGCGCCAAGUCGAACAAUUGAAAAAGUUGACCAAAGAAUACGAGGAGAUGAAAUCAUCACUGCUACAGAGCGAAACAACUGCCCGGGAAAACCUACAUCGUCUGCAGCAGACCGAAGCAAAUAACAACCUGUUGAACAAGCGGUUGGGGGUUUUAUCCGCAGAUCUGGAACAAGCUCAGACCCAACUGGAAGCAGCAAAACAGCAAGAAAAAGAGGUAUCCAGGCUACUUGCUGAACAGAGACAGCUCCAAGUAGCGUGUGGGGUAGAAAAGGCCCAUUUUGAAGAGCUCUAUGUGCAGGAAUCUGCAAAGUUUACCAAAGCGCAGGAAGUGAUCAAAGAGCUUCAUCAGGUUGUCGAGAUGUUGAAGCAGGAGAAACAAGACCUGGAGUAUCAGCUGUAUCAGUCUCAGCAAGAGGUUUUACAGCUGAAGCAGUUGGUGGGGUGCCAGUCAGUGGGAGCCAAAAAGGCAGAAGGAGAAGAGGGUGGUCCAGCAAGUGAUGAGGGGGUGUUUGACGAACAGUGCCCCACCCCACCGGGCUUCUCUGCGACCACCGUGCUCCCCAUCUGCCACGAGACCUCACUCACCAGUUCUCCACUGAUCUCAAGCUUGAAUCUGCAGACUCCAUUUCGUGGAAGGACAAGCAACCACCUGUGGGGUGGGGUAUCUUCGAGUAGCUGGCAGAACAGCCUGGAGCGGCGAAAUCUUUUCAACACACUGCAACAAAAUGGGGUGCAUUCUAUUGAAGAGAGUGCGAGCAGUGAAGAGCUGGCAAGCUUUGCAGAAGACCAUGACUUCAAAGUUCACGAACUGCUGCAAAGACUGGACGACAAGGAGGAACUCAUUCACGACCUCAGAUCGAAGCUUGAACGGACGCAGGAGGAACAGGCCAGCCUGAGCGAGAGGAUGUCGCGCAUGCAGCGGUGCCUGUCCAAUGUGUCCAAAGCCAUUUCCUGUAGUUGUUGCGUCAUAAAAGAAAUCAAUGCUGAAGCCAUCCGCAUGCUGGAGUCCCAAUGUGACACAUCAGCAUUAUUUGCUCAAUUAAAAACUGAAAACCGUGUUGUGAAUGCCUUCCAAGAAGGAUUUCCCGAAGACAUAGUGAGCGGUCAGAUCAACCUGGAACUCCAGACCUUGCGAGCACAGAUUGCGAGAAGCCAAGCAGUCUUAGCGUACCUGCAGUCGAGGGCACCACGUGUUCCCGCAAGAACUCCGUCGGAUCCUACAGCGUCCCGAAGGGUUCAGACCUCUCGUCAAGGAUGCUUCGAAGAAGGUAGCCAUCCGGAGGACGAAACGUACGACGUACCGUAUGGAAUCCGCAAGUCCACAAGGAGAACGUUCAGCCGGCAGCAGUCCAAUCCAGAAGCCUGUCCAGCUUGUGGGUCCGACCUCACCAGCCCCCACUCCUCACCAUUGCGCCACCACCCACGACUGUUUGCAGCACGCUCAUGUCCAGCACUGCCCGCGUGUGAAGUGCCUACCACGAGGGGGACUCAAACUUCGACUGCCGCAGUGUUGACGCGGGACUCUCAGACGGACGUGUCCGAACUUGCUCACCUGCCGAGUGUUGCCUUGGAAACCGUGACCGAAGUGGAAGUGAAGGAAGAAGAGCUCGACUCCCCCCUGCCCCGGAACAGGAGCAACAGUUUUGUGCGUGCCAUUCGGGAAGGAAAUCCGAACCUGGUCGACGCCGAGCCCUACCAGACCCGAGUGGAUUGCAGGGCGGAAGUGCACAGAGAGCAGACCCCCGAAGAAACGAUGCCUGCCAAGUCUCGUUCCCCAAAUAUGCCCGAAGUGACGGUAGAAGACGUUGACGCCAGACCGGAUUCCUCUCUCGCGUCCACAAGGAGGAAAUCCCUAUCGGUGCGUUUCUCAUCCCUGCCAGAGGUGACACGCAGUGCGGCCAUCGACUUGGACCAUGGAGAACCCAUCGAGGAGGAGACCAUCGACGACAGCCAGCACAAAGAAAGCUCCUCUGACGUCGCUGAUGCUGUUUCCAUACGCGAUUAUCGUAGCCAAGCUCAGUGGAAGCGUGCAAGGGAUCAGGGCGGAUUUGGACUACGUCGUCCUAUGCCAGACCUGAUGGAAGGUUCCGAGACGGAGUCGGCAAAGGGCAGCCUGGAAAUCGAGGACGGGGCUUUUCCUUCCUUCUCGGACACUGUGCUCGGAAGCCUGGGCCUUGGUAAAGAUGCCGCCGUCUCUGACCAGCUUACAGAACAGGAGAUCGAGAGCAAAUUUGCUAGCCUUUCUCUGGGGUUCAAGACUGACAAGCUCACCCUGUCGAAGCGCCUGGAGCUCCACCAGCGCCAUCGCGACGUCGCCGAGAAGAACAACGUCACUGAACUCAAAGCCAUCUGGGACCUCACCAACGCGCUGAACAAGAUAUGCACGGACGACAAGCAGCGAGAAGUGAUCAGCAAAAUCCAAAGUCACCUAGAAGUUCUUCAGCAGUCCACGGAUAGGAUUUCAAGCAGGGCGGAAGUCUACGGUGCUGUUCAGCAGGAGGAGCGCAUGUGCAAAGCCUUUGAAGUGAUGGUGGCGCACGUGGAAAACCUGAAGCGAUCGUCCGAGAAGGAGCGACGCGAGCUGGAAGAAAUGCGCCGACUCAUGCUCGAUCAUCAGCUUCAAACCCCACAGGAAGGGGCAUCCUGUUCUUCUCCGGGAAAGGACAGCCGCACCCGUCUAUUCAGCAUCCCCAGCUCGGGUACUUCACCGGCGUUAAGUCGGCUGGUUCGAGCUGCGACUACAAUACGACGCUGUUCACUGCCAGUGGCAGCGCCAGCGCAAGCUGAGGAUGCCCAUUCAUUGCUGCAGCAAGCGCUGAAGAAUAGUGCCAAGGGUGAGGAGCAUGCGAGUGAUGAAACUGUGCCACAGGGUGCCAAAGUGGGAACACAACAGGAUCACAAGAUCGGGGAUUGCAAGGAGACAGUGGCAGACGAGCAGAACAGUUCGGCAGCAGCCGAUGAAAGCUCCACAGUACCUGAGGACUCUGCUGUCUUGCCUGAAAGCACUGCCUGUGAUCCUGAACCAGAAGGCGAGGGUUUGGAGCAGGACUGUGGGGAGGCCGAAGGAAGGGACGAGCUAGAAAGCAGCCGAUCAAGCCUUGCGCCUGAAGACUUCUGGGCUCAGUGGGCGACCAGUCUGCUAACAAAGCUCAAGCAUUGGCUUGAAAGUAGCCGACGAGCCUUGAUUCGCAAGCGGCGUCCCUAUCUGAGCUCGGAAGCGUUCCGAAAUGCGCGAUACAUCAUCAGCGGCUUUCUGGUGGUCGCGGCUCUGUUCAGCCUGCUCGUGGCACUGUUGCCAAGCCCCACAGGUGCACACUGUUCAGCAAGACAGCCUACACUCUGGGAGCUGAUGGACUUUUCGGGACCUUACGUCGUGGAGUUGCGCUGGUGGAGCGGGCCGCCCCCAACGUGAACUCUCUCUCCCCUUCAAGGUGGCGUUGAUGUGUACCUCGUUUUAAUCUCAUUCCCGUCGGUCGUCAUAGCGUUAGGAGCCCCAUUUUUCGGUUAUUAUUUCAAUUUUAAUAUUUUAAAUUUAAAUUAAUUUAGAUUUUAAGUACCGCGUUACAUCCCCCCUACCCUUGUCUUCUGUCACCCGUUUCCCUAUAUGUUAAUAUGUAUAUAUUAAUACGAAUUUAUAUAAGUUAUAUGUAUGUUAGUAGUAUAUUGAUAUGUCAAAAGGCCACAGUCUGUCACCAUCAUUGCAGGGUCACAGUUUUCAACUAGGGAAUGCAGGAAGUGACGAAGAUACGAGGUGCUUGUGAAACGUGCGGGCCGUGCGUGAUCUUUUUACAAGAGUGCUGCAGUAACAUUUUGGACAAUUCACGCGCCUCACAAAAGGCGCAGAUAUAUGGUGCAAUACCGAGUGCAUAUUCUAGAUGGUUCCAUUGCAACUUCCUUUCCCGACUCGAAUGCGCGUGCAUUUAGUGCUUUGAAGGCCGUUUACCUACGAGUGAGAACGUACGUUUGAAAUCCCGGCGUUACAACGGCUAACCCAGGCAUUUCGACAGCCUUUGGAAUCCGUCUGUCAUUGUGGAGCACAAUGUUACCAGUAUACAAAACAUAUAUGUAUUGUUGAUAGUUUAUUCUGUGAUGACACUUCAUAGUGACCGUAGUUCGGGUCUCGUAGAAUUUAAUAAUACAGGUAGAAACAAAACCUGUACAUUUCACCUGUAAUUAGUGUGAUUUGGAAUAAACUGGCUGUGAAUGCAGUGAAUUCAACAGGU